AUGUUUAAGAUCAUUAAAACUAAACAUAAGCACCUUUCUGGACACAGUGCUGUUAGUGAUGCUCAUAAAACAGAGGAAGAUAAUUCUUUAAAUCGAAGUAAUAGUUGGUUUAAUGAUAGUUCAAGAGAGAGUGACCACAAUGACGAACAUGUUAUAAAAUCAAAAAGAAUACUUAGAAAUACAAAACAUAAAGAAAUAACAGGAAAUGUGUUUGAUGACCUAUUAUCAGAGGAUAAAAAUAUAACUUCAACAAGAAGCAUCGAAAAUGCUAAUGAAAGUAAAGAUUCUCUUGAGAGAUCUAUAAAGAAGUCAAGGCUAAAUAUAUUUAAAAAGAAACGAUUAAGUCUGCUGGGUUCUAUGGUGCAGAAGGCAAUAGAAGACGAUGAUACUAUGGAAGAAUCAAACGAGCAAAAUGUUACUGCUGAGAAUGAUCCAGCAUCUAAUGCAAAUAAUUUAUCAAUGAGUCCAGCACCGAUGACUCAGACUUUACACUCAAAAAUGAAUAAUUCCGAGAACAAUUCAUUUAACUCAAAAACUAAGGAACAAACGCCUUCUCAAUUAAAAAGUCAACUAAACACUUCGGAAUCAUUAAAUCGUUCAAACACACUAAAUCCUAUGAUAAUAUUAACUCAUUCACCAGAAAUAGAUAACUUAGUAUCAGAAAUUGGUUCAAGAUUACUAAUUGAUCAAGGGUCGGAUAAUCGUCCAUAUCAAGAACAAAAUUCUGAACAUAAAGAUAUGUCCAAAAAAGUAUUGAACAAGAAAACCGUUGAUGAGUCUCAAGAUCAUUCAAAAUCCAAAAAUAUGAAUAGAUCAGCUCGUCAGAUAAAUAAAACGAACCCUACAACACCUCAAAGGCAAACACGUUCGUCACAUUCAUCAAUGUACAUUAGUCACAUAGAAAAAACAGAUUUUUCUACAGGUUCAGAUGCAGAUAACUCAUUGAGUGAAUCUGGAAAUCCAUCGAUUGCAAAGAGAAAAGCUCUAACAGCUGGCAGAAGAACUCGUUCGACAGCAUCUUUAAAUCGAAUAAACGAAUCUUAUCGAUUAAAUAUGAAUCAAUCACAAAAUGUUGAAAGAUUUAGAAUGAUUCGUAGUCAAUCCAAGUCUAAUAUACAGGAUUCUCCAAAAUCAAUAAAACGUUUGCACAUGUCAUUCCUUAACCUUCGUAAUAAGUCUCCUGAGAAAACAGAGGAGACUAUAGAAAAUGUGGAGAAUGACAAGAGCAGAAAAAAUGUUCAAUUUUUAUUAUCAUCUAAAAAAUCGAUAUCUCAAAAUCAAAAUAGUACUGAAUCGGAGAGUCUUGAAAAUUUAGCUACGGAGAGUAAGGAUAUGCGUCAUUCGAUUGAGAAUAAUCAAAUUAAUUCAAAAAUUUCUGAAGAAUCUCUUAACAGAGAUUCAGAAAGUCCAAUCAGUCCAUCUCAAAUUUCAUCCCCAAAGAAAUCAAUAACUCACAAUAAAGAUGAUUCAAAGAACGAUGAGACAAAAUCAGAUGAAAAUGACUUACCAAAAUCCAAACCAAAUUUCCUCAGAAAAUUGCAUAAAAGUCUAGCAGCCGACGUAUUUGACAAUAUUCUUUCCAGCAAAAGCAUUAAAGAUUCAAACACCAAUAUGACUUCCGACAAAAGUCCCACCGAAGUACCAAGGGAUAAUAAUUCACCCGUAUCAAAUACAACUAAAAGAAGUGACGUUGAUUUCUGUCCAGAUACUCCCUCAAUAAGUAAUUUAGGAAUGAUACCUAUAUCACAAUCAACACCCUACAACAAAAAGAUUGUUCCAUCAACACCUUCCCCUAUGAAACGUAUAAGUAACGAGAAUUUUGUAAAUGAGUCUAUAAAUAACAUCGUUAAAAGGCCAACAAUUAUUUCAAGUGUAACAUCGAAUUUCAAAAUUUCUCGAACAACCAAAAAACAGAUCAUAUUAAAUGAAAAUGCUGAUCAAGCAAGUACACAAAUUCUACAGGAUAAAGAUAAAAUGGCGGAAAUAAAGAAGACAUUGGACAAUAUAAAGAAACGUGAAUUGGAGAAGAUAGACAGAUACCUAACAAAGAUUCCAUCAGAUCGAAUCAACAAACCUACGAUACCGAAUGAAAGACCAUUUCAAUUAACAAACAAGGAGUCCAUUAAAAAACCUAAGCAAGUCGACAAAGCUUACAUAGUAAAUGGCAGAGUGUACAAAAGGCCAAAACUUCCGAGACCAAAAUCAUGGGCGACAAAUCGUCUUUACCAAUAUUUGUGGAAACGCCUUGAACCAAAAUACAAAUUAAAUACAAGAGUACGUUCGGAAAAAUUUAUAAUCAUGCUUGCCGACGUUGUAUCCUUGACCAUAAGACGCAAGAAGUACAACAACUAUAUCAAAGAAAUUGAGGUCUUGAUGAAGGAGAUGGCUCGUUUGGAAAUCAUAAAAACUCGCAAUGAUUUCUAUGACUUCUGUUAUGAGUUUCUCCCGUACGAAUUUCGUGUAAAAGCUACUCCGAUUUUAUUGCCGGGCAAUGUCAUGAGUAUACCGUAUGACCCGGAGUUGCUGCACACUCCGAUAUUAAAUGAAUAAUUAUA
Cephus cinctus (wheat stem sawfly) is the source of this 2555-nucleotide messenger RNA. RefSeq names its product GATA zinc finger domain-containing protein 14. The transcript has 2 exons. The coding region runs from base 1 to 2550 and encodes 849 amino acids. The record is from RefSeq and is a predicted model, not a curated record. Lineage: Eukaryota; Metazoa; Arthropoda; Insecta; Hymenoptera; Cephidae.